This is a messenger RNA of Diprion similis, 923 nucleotides long. Its product is annotated as transmembrane reductase CYB561D2-like. Lineage: Eukaryota; Metazoa; Arthropoda; Insecta; Hymenoptera; Diprionidae. The transcript has 3 exons. The record is from RefSeq and is a predicted model, not a curated record. Gene Ontology annotation, molecular function: transmembrane monodehydroascorbate reductase activity. The coding region runs from base 173 to 835 and encodes 220 amino acids.
AGAAUCACUUUUUGAGCAAACGUUCAAAAGUGCAUUUGAUAGACAGUCGUUUAAAGUUUUCAUCAUACUUCGUCCGUUGUCUGACACUCGUCUCCGCGAGAUUAUCCGGAGUUCCGACAACUUAACACCAAAGUACUGUGUGGGGUGCAGGUUGCAGCCCAAACGCUGAACCAUGACCGCUGAGAAAGGUUGCAUAAACUGGCUAGCGAUCGGCUUUUCUUGCAUCGUUCACCUUCUCUUCCUGAUACCAGCUGUCUACAUCGUCAUCCUCUGCGCCCAGCUAAAUUAUUCACUUUUCAUUUGGCAUCCCGCAUGUUUCACGGUUGGGUGCUGUUUCCUGAUGACCGAGGCUGUCCUCGGUGUCUCCGGAGAAGCUCUCCUCGUCAAAUGGAUGUCAAGACCAGGUCGCAUCAGGCUUCAUUGGGUCCUACACAUCCUGGGUCUAGGGCUACUGGCGGUUGGUUUCGGGACAGUCGUUGCCAACAAGAUGAACCACGGAUCUCGCCACUUCCGGAGUGACCAUGCUCGCGUGGGUCUAGCAGGCCCUAUAUUGAGCGUCGUCGUAACCCUGAACGGUGUUCUUUGCCUGAACACGGGGGCCUGCUUUGGUAAAGUGAGCCUUGUGGCCCGGAAGGUGAUUCACAGUUGUUUGGGGAUAAUUACAAUGGCCCUGCUGUUAGCCGGGCAAAUAACCGGCGUCUAUAAGGGGUGGUGGCCCGGGACAGAGACUGGCAGAGAUUUAACCGUAGCCGCCUACAUCGCCGGUGGAAUUCUCCUCUGCGCCAAACCCCUUUACACGACGUUGUUGAGAAUGAGGACUGCGAUAUGUUCUUGAUCGCCGUCAUUGUAAUUCACACGUGUUUUAUCUAUGUUGAAAUUAAUAUAGGGUAAGAGAUUAUGAAUAAAGUAAAAAUUUCCUGCAA